AUGGCACCUCUACGACACCGAGCUGAGUCGGUCUCGAAACAGAAUAAAACCAAGAAAUUCCGAAAACACCAUACGAAUGACGAAUUCAAUCGCUCAAGAAAGCCUUAUCAACAUGUAAUGGCGUUCCGGCAACUCAAGACCACAAGCACCUACCGGCACGUCACCGCACGGCUCCUCGCUUACACGGCCGGGCUGCUGCUCAUACUCAUAUGGACCUGCCGCCUGAUGCCAAGCCACCCACCGCACUCCCCCGCAACCCUACUCCACCACCAGCAAACCCGUCCCAACAGAGACCGCAACGAAGAUACAGCCGCAGACCUAUCCAGCGCGCGCGCACCUUUCAUCGCAUGGCCCCUCCGCCGCGUCUGCGCUGAAACAACGUACGUCCCGGGCCUCACCUUCGUCUGCGAUAAUAACAGCGGCGGCCCCGGCAAUAUCCGGAACUACAUCCUCACAUGCAUCCGCUACGCCGUCGACGCCGGCGCCACCGGGCUCGUCCUCCCGCGUAUUCGCGCGCGCUCGGUUUCGAAUCUCGAUAACUUGUUUCGUGAGUCCCAGCCUUUUGGGUACAUGUUUGAUGAACUGCAUUUCCGACGCGCGAUGGCGGAUGCGUGUCCGCGCAUUGCGGUGUAUGCGGAAGUCGAGGAUGUCCCCGGGGCGAGGGAGAAGGCAAGGCGCGAGGGCCGUAGUGUUGAGAGGAUUGUGGAGAAGGUGACGCCGAAGCGUUUUGGUGGCAGUCGUGCGGGCUGCGAUCAGCGCGAUCCGAAUAGGUAUACGGAUCUCUUCGGCUCUGCGUUUCGCGACUGGCUGCGCGAUUCUGCGGCGGAGAGAGGAUGGGCGCCUGUUGAUGAUGUGGAUAAUCCGCGGCUGAUCCGGUUAUCGUGGGGUGUGUUGUGGGAUUGGCCUGUAUUUCGCGACGGGCAGGAGUUUGCGGCUACGUUUGGUGGGUUGCUUAGGGUGAGGGAGGAUAUCUUGGACUUGGCUGAUACGAUUGUGACUAUGAUGAGGAUAAUUGCCACCUCGACAAAGGGUACUGAAACUGUGGCCGGUGAUUCGUUUUUCGGUGUGCAUUUACGUUCUGAGGCAGAUGCUUUGUCUCAAUGGCCGUCGUAUGAGAAUCAGACUAAGAGUUACUUACGUGAAGCUGCGAGUCAGGGGUACCAAGGACGGGUGGCGUACUUGGCCUCGGGAAACAAGACGGAGGCGGAGAAGUUUGGUAAGGAGGCCUUGGCGACUUUGCAGCUUGACGUCAGGUCUAAGUAUGAUUUAUUUGAUAAGGGUGACGAGGAACUCGAGAAGUUGGAGGAGUUAAGUUGGGACCAGCAGGCCCUCGUCGAUUUUGUCGUUUUGUUGAACUGCGACUACUUCACCGGGGUGAGCCCAAGCAGUUUCAGCAUCAACGUGGCGUUGAAAAGACACUUAAAGGAGGAAGGCUUGUAUACUCGGCCUUGGAAAGUGGGCGGACAAGGUGACGGGCGAAGCUGGCUUGUUGGGCGGUUUGAUCGGUAUUGGGAAGAUUGGCUCUUUAUGUUUGAUGGUAUGUGGCCUUGA
Messenger RNA from Annulohypoxylon maeteangense, 1551 nucleotides. RefSeq lists its product as uncharacterized. The transcript is spliced from 2 exons. Bases 1 to 1551 code for a protein of 516 amino acids. NCBI's taxonomy places the organism in Eukaryota, Fungi, Ascomycota, Sordariomycetes, Xylariales, Hypoxylaceae. The record is from RefSeq and is a predicted model, not a curated record.